This is a messenger RNA of Purpureocillium lilacinum, 1836 nucleotides long. Its product is annotated as peroxisome-protein. Gene Ontology annotation, cellular component: peroxisomal membrane. The record is from RefSeq and is a predicted model, not a curated record. NCBI's taxonomy places the organism in Eukaryota, Fungi, Ascomycota, Sordariomycetes, Hypocreales, Ophiocordycipitaceae. Gene Ontology annotation, biological process: peroxisome organization.
AUGUCUGCUCGCGACGACGCCUCGACAGGCACCGGGCCCUCCAACCUCGAAUCCCAGAGCUCGACCGGCCUGCCCCCGACCUUUGCCGCCUUCUCCCCCGUCACCCUCUCCGCCAACACGCCCUCGCGAUCCGCCCGCCGCUCGACCAUCCUCGUCCAUCAGAAGAGCCCGCUCCUGCUCGCCACGCCGCCGCAGGUCACCCGCGCCCUCGCCUACAGUCAUCCCUUCUUGCUGCCGCUCAACAAGUUCGUCGGCUUGUUGACAUGGAGUACCGGCGAUCCCUGGCAGAGCUUCCUCCUGCUCUCUGCCUUCUGGGCAGUCUGCCUGUACGGUGACAUCCUCGUCAAGCGCGCGGGGCCCAUCGUUGUCGGCGUCGCCCUCAUCGUCGGCAUGUACGGCAGGAGAUAUAGUCCCCUCAGCACCAGCGGCUGGAACGAGCCGGCGCGCGAGCUCAAGGAUGCGGGCAAGUCCCAGGGGGGCUCGUCUGGCAGCUCAGGCCAGCAAAAGAAUGGCCAGUCUGGCGCGGGACAACGGUCCAAGCACACGAGGGCCCAGUCCGAGGUCACCAACACGAAACAUCAAAAGACACUCGACGAAAUCGUGGAGACCCUCAAGGAGUUUACCAGCCGUUGCAACGUUCUCAUGGAGCCGCUGAUCGAGAUGACGGACUUUUUGAGCACCCAGCGCACGCCCACCAGCGCCACCACCAAACCUGCGCUGACGGCCAUGUUCCUUCGACUUCUCAUCGUCACACCCUUUUGGCUUGUGUUGACAAUGCCUCCUCUGAGAGUCAUCACCACAAGGCGCGUGGUCCUGGUUGCCGGAACGCUGGCCCUGACAUGGCACGCGCGGGUGAUGCGGGUGGCGAGGACCAUUAUCUGGAGGAGCGCUAUGGUUCGGCGUGUGGCCUCGGCCAUCACUGGUCUGCGCUUCGAUGGCCCGGCUAAAGCGAAGAAGUCGGCCAGGUUUCAGGCUGAGAUUGCCCGGGCGAAGAACAAUCCGGGCAUCAAGGUCAACGGGCGAGAGACGAGGAGCUCCGGGGUCAAAUUUACGUUUAUUAUAUACGAGAACCAGCGCCGGUGGAUUGGCCUCGGCUGGACCUCGAGCUUGUUCGCGUAUGAGCGACCCGCUUGGACCGACGAGCACAACAACACCGUCCCCCAAAAGGACGAAUUUGACCUGCCAGACGUAGAGGACGGCAGCAACAUGAGGUGGCAAUGGGUCGAAGACAGCAGAUGGAGGGUCGACGGCGUGCCGGACGAGCAGGGCCCCGUCGACUAUGACAGCGACGAGGGCAAGAAUGGUUGGAUAUAUUAUGAUAAUAAGUGGCAAAAUGGCCGCAGAGGCGUUGAUGGCUGGGGCAAAUGGACACGCCGACGGAAGUGGUACCGCGACGCCGAGCUUGUGGAGGUGGAUGAGACCGAAGCUCAGCAGCCAGCACCAGCGACUGCCGAGAACGGAUCCACGACUCAGAGCUACAGCACUGCGGAAGAAAAGAUGGUGCCGACGCGCGCCGAACCGUCAUUGCCUGGACCAGAGUCAACCAUUGCCGAUGACGCCAGUGCAAAGACUCUGGACGACUCGGCGUCUGUACAUUCGACGUCUUCCAGGUCGUCUUUCUGGCCGUCUCUGAGGAGACGUAACCCGGCCGAAGCCAAAGGGCGGUCCUCGGUAGAGAAAGAGAGGUCAAGAAGGCUGAGCGAGGUGACGAGCGAGCCGUCAAACGAGGAGGAAUCACAUGGGCUCGGGCGGGAACUGGAGAUGGAACUGCAGAAGCAGGGCAAGGAUGGGGGGCAGUGGGGGAUAGGGGACGAGGCGAGAAUGAACCUCGAAUGA